This is a messenger RNA of Astrephomene gubernaculifera, 840 nucleotides long. NCBI's taxonomy places the organism in Eukaryota, Viridiplantae, Chlorophyta, Chlorophyceae, Chlamydomonadales, Astrephomenaceae. The record is from the annotation of a GenBank genome assembly.
CCUGGCCCUUCAGCUUUUUGGUUUUAAGAAACCGUCAAAUGGUUGCGACAACAACCAUGCCAAGCCCCAACUUGUUUGUGCUGGCGCCUGCCGUGCCUUAGAUGCUAGCUGUCAUAUGGUCUAUACAUAAUGUAAUCAUCUUGCCUUGUGCGAACAUGCGGCGUAGGAGGAUAUGGGCGUGCUGACAUACAAUGACCAUGUUGAGGCGCAUCGCUGCGAGCGGGGCUAGCCUACUGCAGCACAACCUGCGGGCCAGCACCUGCGGGAUUUCCACCUCUCCGUGGACUGAAGUCGCUAGGCUUAUAAGCAACACGUCCAACAGCUCGCCAAGCAGCCCGGACGAAGCACAUGUCAUCCAUGGCCCCAACACCGACAAGGCUGCGCACCAGCCUGCGCACCCACAGCCUCCUCUUCUCGACAGCUCUGGACCUGUAAGUCCGAGCGAGCAUGCCACUGCUGGUCUGGAUCGCCUCUGGCUGGACUUCCGCAGGUGAGCUGCCUCGCUGACUACAUCGCUACAACCCAUCACGGUACCUGUCGAAUGCCAAGCCAAGCGAAGCCAAACCAGGAUCUCGCUGCUGGCGGGACCCAUCCUCGCGCAGUACCUCAUGGCGCACGCCAGCCUCGGUAGCCCUGGUAGCCCUGGUAGCCCUGGUAGCCCUGGUAGCCCUGGUAGCCCUGGUAGCCCUGAUCGACACCGCCUUCAUCGGCCACCUGCCCGACCCCGCGCUGCCCCUCAGCUCCCUGCUGCUGGGCGGCUCCCUGGCCCUGGCCUCGGGACACCACCUCAUGUACGGCCUCGCAGCCGCCAGCGACACGCUGUCGGGGCAGGCGGCGGGC